GUUUAUACACACGGCGUACCUUACCCAAUACCAGUGCAGCCAGAACUAGCUAGCUAGCUAGCAAGACGUUAAUUUGUAUAAACACAUAGCGAGUAACAUCGACAAUUAACAUCUGUACAUUAGUACUAAUCUAAUGACCAAGGCUUUCUUUCAGGCAGUCGUGUCAUGGCAUCCAAGGUACGCUCUCGUAAGGUGGACCCGUUGGCUGGCAUUCUAUCGCUAAUCAGUAACGGCAAACUAACGGAAUUGUGUGAGCAAUUGAAGGAAUCUCCCGAUCUCCUCUCUCUUCUUGAACAGCGGCUACAAGAGCCGUCAGUGCCCAAAGGCCACUCCCCCCUCGUUGCCGCAGUACUAGGAGACCAUAUCAAGGUGUUCGAACAUCUCCUCGACAAACACUCCCCAAAUAUUGAGCAAGAAACAUCUGCCGUUAUAGAGGGAGGUUAUCCGGUGGAGGGGGCCACACCCCUUUGGACCGCAUCGACCCUAGGACGACUCCACUUUGUGAAGGUGUUGAUUGAUCAUGGCGCUGAUAUUGAGCACACCACCCUCUCCCAGUCCACGCCCCUCAGAGGUGCGGCCUUCGAUGGCCACUGUGAAGUAUGCGAGUACCUCAUCGAACACGGUGCCGAUAUUGAUAAGCCCAACCAAGUCGGUCAGAGCCCUCUAACUAUAGCAGCCGCUAUGCAGAAGAAGGAUUGUGUCGAGCUGCUCAUCAAGAAGGGAGCUAACAUCAGACAUCGAGGCCACAACGGGGACACCCCCCUACAUGUUAGUGUCGAGUCAGGAGAUGUAGAAAUGGCCAAACUAUUGGUGAAUGCUGGAGCCGAGAACGUAGCCAAUGACGUUGGUUUCACUCCUUCCAUUCUGGCAUCAUGUUAUGGGCACCAGGAGGUCGUCAUGUUUCUCCACUCCAAGUUCAAACUGGAGCCCCUCGAGAUGUACAACUGCUACUGCCUGUUAGCCGCUAAAGAGGUACUGAGUGGAAACGAUCCAAUGGCUAAAAAAUGGAUGACCGAAGCUGUGAAAGUUCGUAGUUCAAGUAAUCUGACGGGAAUUCCCCCUAGCGAUGGGGUGUACGACAACUUACACGAGCCGGUAACAGAAGCGGAGGUUCAGUACAUUGCUCAGAACGAGACGAGGUUAUUCUUUGUUUCCUCCAUCUACUGCGAGAGGAUCCUGGGACGCAUCCACCCCACAACUGCCUUCUAUAUACGCAUUAGUGGAGAUAUGGCUUUGUCUGAGAGUCGAUAUCAAAAAUGUGUGGAUCUGUGGCAGCGAUCGCUGGAUUUUGACAACGCAGCAAGAAUGGCAUACGAACUUCAGAUCACUGAGGACCUGCUGUUUGCGAUUAGAGGUUUUUCCAUCAUGGCUAGUGACAAGUUCACCCCUCCUGUUGAACCACACUUCAAGUGGGGUCUCAAAGAAUUGCGAUUGGCCCACGAGAGCAAGAUCUCAGAGAUUAGCGUUGUGAGCUGCUUGUUUCGAAUGCUAGGAGCCUGGGUUAAAGUGUGCGAGUGUAUGGAGAGCCGUGAUGGCCGACGUAAAGAGAUGGAUUUGUUGAGGGGAGCUGUGAUUGAGUUGGUUCGAGUUAUGGACAGUAAAGAGUGCCCCCUCUUGAUAGCCUGCCUACAGAACUUUCCCGACCAUGGCAGUGGGGCUGGCAAAGAUGUCUACUCUCAAAAGCUGCCUCUGGGCAAAGUGGUGUCUCUGCUGAUAGAACACGGUUGCCCCAUGCAUUGUGAGGAUGAGAACGGACGGUUUCCCCUCCACCUGGCAGUGCUACUCAAGGACGAGUCAGCCCCUGAGUGUAUACGUGCACUCUUGGAGUAUGGGGCUCACACCGAUGCAGUUAAUUUUGAAAACAAGACAGCCUUAGAGUUGGCCAAGAACUUGGACCCGCCUCCUGUACCUGGAGUGGUGGCCGAGCUGUUGACUGCCACUACCAACCAUCUCUCGUUGCAAUGCCUCGCCUCGAGGGCCCUCAUACAGAAUGGUAUCGAAUACAGUCAAGUGUUGCCAGUACGUCUCAUCAAGUUUGUAUCAUGGCACGAACACGAUAUGACAAACUCUGUUAGUAAAAACUGAAUUAGAUACGUAAUCUUAUCGUGUGUGUGUGUGCCUUUAUUCUAUUUUUCAAUUUUGUAUAUAAUUGCUUUUCCCUCUUUAUUACGUCAACAACAAUGAUGUUUGCUUAUAAUAAU
Molecule: messenger RNA, 2201 nt
Organism: Halichondria panicea
Lineage: Eukaryota; Metazoa; Porifera; Demospongiae; Suberitida; Halichondriidae
Product: protein fem-1 homolog C-like
Exons: 2
Coding region: 166-2085 (639 amino acids)
Molecular function (GO): protein binding
Source: RefSeq, a predicted model, not a curated record